GCUGCGCGGCUCCAGCUCCACAUCCCGGCGGUACCUUCCACAAGAACCCGGGACUCGUCCUCAUCCGACGCACACCGGCAGCCGGGCUCCGCUCUCCUCCGCGGCAGGCUCCCACCGCGACGCUGUGAUCCCGCCACCGCGCGCCAGCGUCGCUCCCCGGGCGGCUGCUCAACUUCUCCUCCGCGCGCCUGCCAAACUGAAUCCGCCGACCUUGACAGCGCGCAGUGGGAAGGAACUUUACCGGAGGUGAGCUCCGGAUCUCCUCCCCAGAAAAGGAAAGGGAAGGAAAGGGGGAAAGGGGAGAUUCGAGGAAAACUCGAAACUGUCUCGCUCUCCGUUUCGGAUCAGCAGCUGAAGUUUGAAGUGGAAAAAGGAGAGAAGAGGAAGAAGACGGCAUCUCAAGGGCGCAAGACGGGCAUCUGCGGGGGAAAGUGUGAUGCGCGGCUCCGCUUCUUACAGGUGCAGAGAGGCUGCUCGGACUUAAACCUGGAUUCAUCCUGCUGAGCUGCUGUUUCAGGCAGAGGGGAACUCUCCGGACGCGCUGGCGGGACUGGAACGCGUCUGAGCCGAGAAGCGACCACACUGUCUGACCGGAUUCCUGCCGUUCGAGCAGCUCCCGGGGUCGGUGCGCUCCGCGGGCUCCGAGACCGACUGAACCGGCGGCGGGGAACCACAGCCAGAACCGGCACCGGGACUCGAGGACUGUUUGAAGCACUUGUUGUCCGAUCUGCGCAGUUUGGGACCAUGUCGGAGGACUCGUGGAGCAGAUCGAUGUGGCGCGCCACAUGGAUUUUAUUUCUCCCCGUGCUCAUCCACUCCACACAAGCUCAAGACGACGUGCCUCCUUACUUCAAGACGGAGCCGGUGCGCAGCCAGCUCCACCUGGAGCGGAACCGGCUGGUGCUGACCUGCAUGGCGGAGGGGAGCUGGCCUCUGGAGUUCAAGUGGAUCCAUAACAGCACGGAGCUGACCCGCUUCUCGCUGGAGUACAGGUACCUCAUCCCUUCCUUGGACCGCUCCCAUGCCGGCUUCUACCGCUGCAUCGUGAGGAACCGGGUGGGCGCGCUCCUGCAGAGGCGCACGGAAGUGCAAGUGGCCUUCAUGGGCAGCUUCGAGGAGGGCGAGCGAAGCCAGUCGGUGUCUCAGGGGGACGGCGCCGUCGUGCCGGCGCCGCGGAUCCGCAGCUUCCCGCAGCCGCAGGUCACCUGGUUCAGAGACGGACGCAAGAUCCCGCCCAGCAGCCGCAUCGCCAUCACUCUGGACAACACGCUAGUCAUCCUGUCCACCGUGGCGCCGGACGCCGGGCGCUACUACGUCCAGGCGGUGAACGACAAGAACGGAGAGAACAAGACCAGCCAGCCCAUCACACUGUCAGUGGAGAGUGAAUGUGGCGGUCCGGCGGAUCCCAUCGCUCCGCCAUCAUCAUCUCCGCCCAGGAACACCAGCGUGGUCACCGGCACCUCGGAGGUCACCAUGGAGUGUGUGGCCAACGCCAGGCCUCUCAUCAAGCUCAGCAUCUCCUGGCGGAAGAAGAACGGCGUGCUGGUGACCAGCGGCCUGAGCGACUUCAACCGCAGACUGACCAUCCUCAGCCCCCUGGUGAGCGACGCCGGCCACUACGAGUGCGAGGCCGUUCUCCGCAGCAGCAGCGUGCCGUCGGUCAGCGCCGCGGCGUAUCUGCACGUUCUCCGGUAAGAACAGUAGCCUCCACAGUUUAUUAAGGAGCCAGACAAGCACAUCACGGCGGAGAUGGAGAAGGUUGUGGACAUCCCCUGUCAGGCACGGGGAGUCCCCCAGCCAGACAUCGUGUGGUACAAGGACGCCCCUGCCCAUCGACCCGGUGAGACCCCCAGGUACAGGGUGCUGGUGGGGGGCAGCCUGCAGGUCAGCCUCCUCCCCGACGACACCGGCAUGUUCCAGUGCUUCGCCCGGAAUCUGGCGGGAGAAGUCCAGACCAACACGUACCUGGCCGUCACCAGCAUUGCCCCGAACAUCACAGCCGGACCGGCUGACAGCACCGUGAUCGACGGGAUGUCUGUCAUCCUGCACUGCGAGACCUCCGGAGCUCCGAGACCUGCCAUCACCUGGCAGAAAGGCGAGCGGGUGCUGGCCAGCGGCUCGGUCCAGCUGCCCCGGUUCACCCUGCUGGAGUCGGGGAGCCUGCUCAUCUCGCCGUCGCGCAUCUCCGACGCCGGGACGUACACCUGCAUGGCGAGCAACUCCCGGGGCAUCGACGAGGCGUCGGCCGACCUGGUGGUCUGGGCUCGUACCCGGAUCACCACCCCGCCGCAGGACCAGAGCGUGAUCAAAGGAACCAAGGCCGUCAUGACCUGCGGCGUCAACCACGACCCCAGCGUCACCAUCAGGCACGUGUGGGAGAAGGAGGGCUCGGUGAUCAGCGUCCAGUCGAUCCCCCGCAUGCGGCUGGACGCCGACGGGACGCUGCACAUCUCCCAGACCUGGUCGGGCGACAUCGGGACCUACACCUGCAGGGUCACCUCCGUCGGGGGGAACGACUCCCGCAGCGCGCACCUCCGAGUCAGGCAGCUGCCUCACGCUCCGGAGAAUCCCACCGCCGCGCUGAGCCGGUCCGAGAAGAGAGGCAUCGACCUGGCCUGGGCCAAGCCCUUCGACGGCAACAGUCCCCUCAUCCGCUACAUCCUGGAGGUUUCUGAGAACAACGCUCCCUGGGCCAUCCUGCUGGCCAACAUCGAGCCGGAGUCCACGGCGGUGACGGUGAGCGGGCUGAUCCCGGCCCGGUCCUACCAGUUCCGCCUCUGUGCCGUGAACGACGUGGGGAAGGGGCAGUUCAGCAAGGAGACGGACCGCGUGGCGCUCCCCGAGGAGCCUCCCAGCGCCCCGCCCCAGAACGUCAUCGCCAGCGGCCGGACCAACCAGUCCAUCAUGAUCCAGUGGCAGCCUCCGCAGGAGAGCCACCAGAACGGCAUCCUCCGGGGAUACACCGUCCGGUACCGGCUGACCGGGCUGCCGGUGGAUUACCAGCUGAAGAACAUCAGCAGCCCGGACGUCACCAACCUGCUGCUGGAGGACCUCAUCAUCUGGACCAACUACGAGAUCGAGGUGGCGGCGUACAACGGGGCGGGGCUGGGCGUCUUCAGCCACAAGGUGACGGAGUGGACUCUCCAGGGAGUGCCGACCAUCGCCCCGGGCAACGUCCAGGCGGAGGCCGCCAACUCCACCGCCAUCCGCUUCACGUGGACGGCGCCCAACCCCCAGUUCAUCAACGGCAUCAACCAAGGCUACAAGCUGCUGGCCUGGGAACCUGGCAGGGAAGAGGAGGUUGCCAUGGUGACGGUGCGACCGAACUUCCAGGACAGUGUCCACGUGGGACACGUGACGGGCCUGAAGAAGUUCACGGAGUACUACACCUCGGUGCUGUGCUUCACCACGCCGGGCGACGGCCCCCGCAGCCCGCCGCGGGCCCUGAGGACGCACGAGGACACUCCCGGCGCCGUGGGUCACCUGAGCUUCACGGAGAUCCUGGACACCUCGCUGAAAGUGAGCUGGAGCGAGCCCGGCGAGAAGAACGGCGUGCUGACGGGCUACCGCAUCUCGUGGGAGGAGUACAACCGGACCAACACCCGCGUCACGCACUACCUGCCCAACGUCACGCUGGAGUACCGGGUCACCGGGCUCACCGCCCUCACCACCUACACCAUCGAGGUGGCCGGGAUGACCUCCAAGGGUCAGGGGCAGCUGUCGUCCUCCACCAUCUCCUCCGGCGUCCCGCCAGAACUUCCUGGUCCUCCCACCAACCUGGCCAUCUCCAACACGGGCCCGCGCGCCGUCACCCUGCAGUUCAAGCCCGGAUACGACGGGAAGACGUCCAUCUCCCGAUGGGUGGUGGAGGCUCAGGUCGGCGUGGUCGGGGAGAACGAGGACUGGGUGGUUGUGCACCAGGUCUCCAAUGAACCGGAGGCUCGGUCCCUAGAGGUGCCCGGGCUGAACCCCUACACCUUCUACAGGUUCAGGAUGCGCCAGGUGAACAUCGUGGGCACCAGUCCUCCCAGCCAGCCGUCCAGAAAGAUCCAGACGCUGCCGGCCCCGCCCGACGUGGCGCCCGCCAACGUCACGCUGCGCACCGCCAGCGAGACCAGCCUCUGGCUGCGCUGGAUGCCGCUGCCCGAAUGGGAGUACAACGGGAACGCCGAGCAGGUGGGCUACAGGGUGCAGUACUCCCGCGUGGGCUCGCAGGCCCGGGCGCUGACCCACGUGAUCGCCGACCGCCUGGAGCGGGAAUUCACCAUCGAGGACCUGGAGGAGUGGACGGAGUACGAGGUCAGGGUCCAGGCCGUCAACGGCAUCGGGAUGGGACCCUGGAGCCAGCCGGUCCGCGGCAGGACCAGGGAGUCCGUCCCCUCUCGUGGACCCACCAAUGUCUCCGCCUUCGCCACCACCUCCAGCAGUAUCCUGGUGCGCUGGUUCGAAGUCCCAGAGCCAGACCGGAACGGCCUCAUUCUGGGCUACAAGGUUGUGUAUAAAGAGAAGGACUCGGACAGCGCGGUGCACUUCUGGACGGUGGAGGGGAACACCACCCACACCGUCCUGCUGACGGGCUUGGGGAAAUACGUCCUGUAUGAGAUCCAGGUUCUGGCUUUCACUCGGAUCGGAGACGGACGGCCCAGCUCCCCCCCGAUCCUGGAGCGGACUCUGGAUGACGUGCCCGGACCUCCGGUGGGGAUCCUGUUUCCUGAAGUGCGGACCAACUCAGUGAGGCUCAUCUGGCAGUCUCCCGCCCAGCCCAACGGCAUCAUUCUUGCCUACCAGAUCACGUACCACCUCAACUCCACCAACAGCAACGCGGCCACCGUGGACGUGCUGAACCCCAGCGCUCGCCAGUACACCGUGACCAGCCUGAAGCCGGAGUCCGUGUACGUGUUCCGCCUCACGGCGCAGACCCGGAAGGGCUGGGGAGAGGCGGCCGAGGCGCUGGUGGUGACCACGGAGAAGAGAGCUCGCCCGCAGCCCACCAGCCGCCCCACCGUGCCCCAGAAGGACGUCCAGGCCCGGCAGGUGGUGCUGUCGUGGGAGCCGGGCAGCGACGGGCUGUCGCCGGUGCGCUACUACACGGUGCAGCAGCGGGAGCUGCCCGAGAGCAACUGGACGGUCCACUCCGCCUCCGUCAGCCACGACGCCACCUCCUACGUCGUGUCCAGGCUGAAGCCCUUCACGUCCUACCAGUUCAGAGUGAAAGCCACAAACGACAUCGGGGACAGCGAGUACAGCGAGGAGAGCGAGGCCAUCACCACUCUGCAGGACGCGCCCGACGAAGCGCCGGCGAUCCUGUCGGUCACGCCGCAUACGACCACGUCGGUGCUCAUCCGCUGGCAGCCCCCCUCCGAGGAGAAGAUCAAUGGGAUCCUGCUGGGCUUCCGGGUUCGAUACCGUGAGCUGCUGUACGACCGGCUCCGCAGCUACAUCCACCCCGUCAGCAGCGCGUCCGCCUGGACCGAGCUCAGCGCCCCCUACAGCGUCCGGAACCUGACUGAUGCGUCCCUCACCCAGUAUGAGCUGGACAAGCUCAGUAAGCACAAGCGCUACGAGAUCCGCAUGAGCGUGCUGAACGCGGUGGGCGAGGGUCCGGCCAGCAGCCCCCAGGAGGUGUUCGUGGGAGAAGCCGUGCCGACGGCGCCCCCCCAGAACGUGGUGAUCCAGUCGGCCACCGCCACCCAGCUGGACGUGACCUGGGAGCCGCCGCCGGUGGACGCCCAGAACGGAGACAUCCAGGGAUACAAGAUUUACUUUUGGGAGUUCCAGCGGAAGAACGAGACGGAGCGGCUCCGGACGCUCUUCAUGCCGGAGGGAGGGGUGAAGCUGAAGAACCUGACGGGCUACACCACCUACAUGAUCAGCGUGGCGCCCUUCAACGCGGCGGGGGACGGGCCCCGGAGCCCCCCGACCAGGGGCCGCACCCAGCAAGCAGCUCCCAGCGCUCCCGGCUUCAUCCACUUCGGCGAGCUGACCACCACGUCCGUCAACGUGUCGUGGGGCGAGCCCACCUUCCCCAACGGCAUCAUCGAGGGCUACCGGCUGGUGUACGAGCCCUGCACGCCCGUCGAUGGCGUCAGUAAGACAGUGACGGUGGACGUGAAGGGGGGCGGCCCCCUCUGGCUGAAGCUCAGAGACCUGGCCGACGGCGUCACCUACACCUUCCGCAUCCGGGCCAAGACCUUCGUCUACGGGCCGGAGGUGGAGGCCAACAUCACCACCGGGCCGGGGGAAGGUGCCCCGGGACCCCCCGGAGAGCCCUUCAUCACACGCUACAGCUCGGCUCUGACCAUCCACUGGACCGGCGGCGACCCGGGACGGGCGCCCAUCACGCGCUACGUCAUCGAGGCCAGGCCGUCAGACGAGGGCUUGUGGGACAUCUUGAUCAAGGACAUCCCCAAGGACGCCACGUCGCACACCUUCAACAUGGACGUCCUGAAGCAGGGCGUCAGCUACGACUUCCGGGUCAUCGGGGUCAACGACUACGGCUACGGCGCCCCCAGCCUGCCGUCGCCCUCCAUCUCCGCUCAAAAGGUGGCGCCGUUCUACGAGGAGUGGUGGUUCCUGGUGGUGGUGGCUCUGGUGGGGCUCAUCUUCAUCCUGCUGCUGGUCUUCAUCCUCAUCAUCAGAGGCCAAAGCAAGAAGUACGCCAAGAAGUCCGACUCAGGCAACAACUCCAACUGCAACGCCCUGACCCACGGCGACAUGGUGAGCCUGGACGAGGGCCGCUUCUCCGCCCUGGAGCUCAACAACCGCCGCCUCUCCGUCAAGAACUCCUUCUGCCGGAAGAACGGCGUCUACACCAGGUCUCCCCCCAGGCCCAGCCCGGGCAGCCUCCACUACUCGGACGAGGACGUCAGCACCAAGUACAACGACCUGAUCCCGGCCGAGAGCAGCAGCCUGACGGAGAAGCCGUCCGAGGUGUCGGACUCACAGGGCAGCGACAGCGAGUACGAGGUGGACCCCAACCGGCAGAAGACCCACUCCUUCGUCAACCACUACAUCAGCGACCCCACCUACUACAACUCGUGGCGCCGCCAGCAGAAGGGCAUCUCGCGGGCGCAGGCCUACAGCUACACCGAGUCGGAGUCGGGCGACCCGGAGCACUGCGCCCCGCUGCCGCUGCCCCCCCUGCCGCCGCUGCCGCCCCAGCUGAGCUCGCCCAGCCCCCAGCCGCAGCAGGCCCAGGGCCAGCCGCAGGGCCAGGGCCAGGGCAGCCUGUUCAGGCCCAAGGGCAGCCGGACUCCCACCCCCUCCCAGCAGAGCUCCAACCCCCCCAGCCAGCACAGCACCCUGUACAGGCCCCCCAGCAGUCUAGCCCCGGGCUCGCGGGCCCCCAUCGCCGGCUUCUCCUCCUUUGUGUGAAAAGUGCUGCGAAGGACACAGAAACUUGUGGAAUUGAUGUUGAAGGAGAAUCCAGCGUCGCUUUAUGCAGUCGACCCCCCCCCCCCCCCCCCCCCCCCCCCCCUAUCAUUACUCUGAGUUUGGUCUUUUUCUCCCGCGUUAUUUUCUUUAAUCUGGAUAUGCAGAGUGACACCUUUUUAAUUUUUAAUCGUCUAUUUUGUGAAAGUGUGGCAGCAGCAACUUUUGAAUUGUCUUCACUGGUCGAUGAAACAAAAUUCGGCGAAUUUGAUUCACGUUUGUUUUUGCUGUUUGAGCUCCGUGCAUGGUUUUUAAUUCAUCACUUCCUUCCUGUUUUUGUAACAUUUCCAAAUGCAUUCAGUGAUAAUCUAUUCGAUUCUGUACAAAGUCACAAGAAUCUUCAAAAACACAUAUAAAUAUAUAUAUAUAGAUAUAUAUACAUACAUAUAUAUAUAGUAGACUUACCUAGAAAACAUGAGGUCAGUGCCGACGCCGCGCUGACGGAGACUGAGACACGACGGAGCCAUAAUGUGGACGUGAAAGGACAGAUGUUGGGACCGGGUGUAAAAACGUGAACACAAGCGGGCGUGGAAGUGGAGUUCAUGCCAAACGGAAUCAUUUUUAAGGCGCGAUGGCCCGGAGGGAUUCCAGAGAAAAGGACAUCGCAGAAACAAUCAUGGCCGACGGCACACGGGUCGCAUGUCAGCGGCUCCUCGGCGCCGGGAGGGAUCCUGCAGAUAUAUGAAACCCGUGUAUAUCUGUGUGAGAGUCCUUUUUUCUUUUGUUUUUUUCUUUUUCUUUUGCGAGUGUGUUCCAGUGGAUCAAAGAUGCCUUGAUUAAGAAACACUUAUUUAUGAUAUGUGGCACUGCGAGCGGUGCUCCUGUCCGUGGCAUCGUGACCCCCCCCCCCCCCCCCCCGACCUUCAUCUUUCACGUCGGCCCCGUCCUGCCGACAUGCUGUUGAACCGGAGAGGCGGAGGCGUCGAACCGUCGCCGUGCGGACGCAGCUUCAACGCCAACGGUGUGAUUUUUGAUAAGAGACACCGAGAGACUCGUGCUGCGGCGUCCUCCUCCAGAUCCGAGGCUCCGCCCCCGGCGGACGUCACGGACGCCUCGCCUCCUUCCCUUUUGUUGUAAUCGGCCACUGUACUAUUCAGGUGCGACUGUGUAAUGGGUGUGUGUGUGUGUGUGAGUGAGUGAUCACACUCUUCUCGUGCGUAAGCUUUACAGAUCAUUCACUGUGUGUCUGUUUAUAAAGAGAUUGUCCUUGCAGCAACUGUAAACCUGCCUGGAGCCCCGGCGCCGGCGGGCGGCGGCUCAUUACGCUAUAGUGAAGACUCAGUGGUGUGUUCCUAGUUUCCAUAGUUCAAAAAAAACAAACAGACAAAAAAAAAAAAAAGAAAGAAGCGUCAUCUACUUUUUUUCUCUCUCUCUGUGGGGUGAUUUCAUUGUACGCAACAAAAGCUUAUCAUGCAGAAUCUUGAAUGAAUAUAUGAUCACAGUACAUUUCUGAAAUAAAUUAUUUUUCAAUGUUA
This is a messenger RNA of Salarias fasciatus (jewelled blenny), 8906 nucleotides long. It is a transcript of the gene sdk2b, whose product is annotated as sidekick cell adhesion molecule 2b. Gene Ontology annotation, molecular function: protein binding. The record is from RefSeq and is a predicted model, not a curated record. NCBI's taxonomy places the organism in Eukaryota, Metazoa, Chordata, Actinopteri, Blenniiformes, Blenniidae. Gene Ontology annotation, biological process: cell-cell adhesion.